Molecule: messenger RNA, 171 nt
Organism: Scheffersomyces stipitis CBS 6054
Lineage: Eukaryota; Fungi; Ascomycota; Pichiomycetes; Serinales; Debaryomycetaceae
Gene: RPS29A
Product: 40S ribosomal protein uS14
Exons: 1
Coding region: 1-171 (56 amino acids)
Biological process (GO): translation
Cellular component (GO): cytosolic small ribosomal subunit; ribosome
Molecular function (GO): structural constituent of ribosome; zinc ion binding
Source: RefSeq, a predicted model, not a curated record
AUGGCUCACGAAAGUGUUUGGUUCUCCCACCCAAGAAACUUCGGUAAGGGUUCAAGACAAUGUCGUCUUUGUUCUUCCCACUCCGGUUUGAUCAGAAAGUACGGUAUCAACAUGUGCCGUCAAUGUUUCAGAGAAAAGGCCGCUGACAUCGGUUUCAACAAGUACCGUUAA